Messenger RNA from Fraxinus pennsylvanica, 354 nucleotides. The record is from the annotation of a GenBank genome assembly. Lineage: Eukaryota; Viridiplantae; Streptophyta; Magnoliopsida; Lamiales; Oleaceae.
AUGGCAACGGAGGUAGAGGGACAAGUGUUCGGCUGCCACACCAUUGAGGCCUGGAAUGAACAUAUUUCGAAGGGAAACGAUUCCAAUAAUUUGAUAGUUGUAGAUUUCACUGCUUCAUGGUGUGGACCUUGUCGUUUCAUCGCUCCAUUCUUUGCAGAGCUGGCUAAGAAAUUGCCCAACGUUACCUUUUUGAAGGUGGACGUGGACGAAUUGAAGUCAGUUGCUACUGAUUGGGCAGUGGAGGCAAUGCCAACCUUCAUGUUCCUCAAAGAAGGUAAGCUUGUGGACAAGGUUGUUGGGGCCAAGAAAGAAGAACUGCAGCAGACCAUUGCAAAACACGUGACUACUGCCUAA